AUGUUUCUGAGGGUUCCUCGACGACACAUAUCCAUUUCGUCACCCAAAUGGGCAGGACACAACAAGUGGAGUAAAAUCAAAGACAAAAAAGGUGCUAAUGAUGCAUCAAAAUCUGUUGCUUUUCAAAGAGCUACACAAGACAUUCUGGUUGCCGCACGUAGUGGAGGUGUCGAUCCUGAGAAGAACACAACAUUAGCAGCUGUUCUAAAGCGCUUGAAAGCUCAAGAUGUUCCAAAGGAUAACAUUGCAAAAGCAUUGGCCAAAGCAGCCAAGGUCAAGGGCUCCGGCGAAAUUUUGACCUACGAGGCCAUAGCAUGCAACUCUGUAGGUGUCAUUAUAGAAUGCGCAACGGAUAAUGCCAAUCGCACUGUGCAAACACUUCGCGAAAUUUUGAAUUCCAGGAAUGCUCGAAUGGCAUCUGUCGGUUAUAUGUUCACAAGGAGCGGAGUAGUUGUCGUCGGAGUGGAGAACGGUCCUGAUGUGAACGGCCGUCUGGAUGCUGUGACCGAGGUGGCACUGUCUGAAGGGAUCGAUGAUUUCGAAGCGCUGCCUCCAGAAGACGAUUCCCUGUCGCGAAUCAAAUUCUACUGUGAAACUUCUGCGCUUGCAGAACUCACAGACAAACUAUCGAAGCAUUCUGGUGUCGCAAUUUUAGAAAGCAAAUUCGUAUAUAAUCCUACAGAGAAAACUACAGUUUCGGAUCAGGACGCUGAAAUACUCGAGGAUCUCGUACACGCUUUGGAAGUGCACGAUGAUGUUAUUCACGUCACAACUAGUGCUGCCAUCUCUUAA
This is a messenger RNA of Lentinula edodes (shiitake mushroom), 792 nucleotides long. Its product is annotated as transcriptional regulator TACO1-like protein. Lineage: Eukaryota; Fungi; Basidiomycota; Agaricomycetes; Agaricales; Omphalotaceae. Gene Ontology annotation, cellular component: mitochondrion. The record is from RefSeq and is a predicted model, not a curated record. The transcript has 9 exons. Bases 1 to 792 code for a protein of 263 amino acids.